AUGUACUAUAGGCUCCGAGUCUCCGCCGGAAGGAGGCCGCUGUUAUUCUUUACGCUGCUUGCGUGUCCUGCUGCGCUUUACAACGGCAAGCAGAGUGAUUUCCGACAGAGAGAAACGACGCAGUACCUAACAUCAGGGUCUGCGUGUGUACACCAGCGGCUCCAUGAGCUCGCGAGGAAGAAGAGUACUGCGGUGUUCGCGUGCUUCGUCGACCUCACCAAGGCAUACGAUUCGGUAGACCGAGACCUAUUGUGGGACGUGCUCCGACGCUUCGGCGUGCCCCCGAAGAUGCUGGCGGUCAUUCGCCACUUCCACGAGGGCAUGAGGGCGCGCGUCCGAACGGACGACGGGCAGUACUCGGAAUGGUUCGACGUGGGCCAAGGCCUCCGACAGGGAUGCAACCUGGCCCCGCUGCUGUUCAACUUGUUCUUUGCCGCGAUGCUCAUGGUCGCCGUGGCCGAGUUCGACAAGGACCCCAAGGUGACGGCGGACAUGGUCAAGAUCGGGACACAAGUGGAGUACACGGGCAAGAAGGGCAGGUCGGCGGGGA
Messenger RNA from Ectocarpus sp. CCAP 1310/34, 550 nucleotides. The record is from the annotation of a GenBank genome assembly. NCBI's taxonomy places the organism in Eukaryota, Phaeophyceae, Ectocarpales, Ectocarpaceae.